AUGAGGCUUGAAACCGGACUCGGUGGGACGAGAAGCCUAGUAGAUGCGUCCCCUGAGUGGUGGGAGGAGAAAAUAAAGGAGAAUAAAGAUUAUGCCAAAUUUAGGAACACAGAUUUGAGCAUAUUUGAUGAGAAAUAUGCUACUUUGUUUUGGGAUUCUGUUGCCCAAUCCAAACGAAGAAAUAUGGAGGGCAAAGGAGAUAGUGAUGAAAUCAAUUUAGAUGAUGAUGAGUCUCUUUUUACUAGUCUCCAUGAAAGUAGUUCAAGUAAAAGGAAGAGGUCUAAGUCUGUUUUCAACAACCGUCCAACCAAGAGUAAAAGUUCAAUUUAUGAAGAAAAAGUUGAUGCUUUAUUGGAUGCCACAUCAUCAAAAAGCAUACAAAGUUAUCCACAAAAUAAUCCGUCCCCAACAAUAGCAGAUUGCAUGGCCAUUGUCAUCAAGUUCCCCGAUUUUCGUGAAGGGUCCAACAAAUUUUCACAAGCAUUGCUUAUCUUUACCAAAAAGCAAAAUCGUGAAGCUUUUAUGUUUCCAACGACCGACACAACCAAGAUGGAGUUUCUUAAGUUACUUAUGAAAUAA
Molecule: messenger RNA, 579 nt
Organism: Lactuca sativa (garden lettuce)
Lineage: Eukaryota; Viridiplantae; Streptophyta; Magnoliopsida; Asterales; Asteraceae
Source: RefSeq, a predicted model, not a curated record